Molecule: messenger RNA, 932 nt
Organism: Anopheles funestus (African malaria mosquito)
Lineage: Eukaryota; Metazoa; Arthropoda; Insecta; Diptera; Culicidae
Product: trypsin-1-like
Exons: 1
Coding region: 32-856 (274 amino acids)
Biological process (GO): proteolysis
Molecular function (GO): serine-type endopeptidase activity
Source: RefSeq, a predicted model, not a curated record
GUCGCCAUCAAUCAUACGAGUAUUGGACACGAUGUCGAACAAGAUUGCAAUCCUCCUGGCACUUCUCGUUGCGGUAGUAGCUUGCGUGCAAGCAAAGGCCUCGCAGCCGCCUCGAUUUGUACGACCACUGCCUCGAUUCCUGCCAAAGCCGCAGUAUGGUGUUGGACAUCGCAUCGUAGGUGGAUUCGAGAUCGACGUGUCCGAGACUCCGUAUCAAGUGUCACUGCAAUACCAUAAACGACACAUCUGUGGAGGUUCCGUGCUGUCCAGCAAGUGGGUUCUGACUGCAGCUCACUGCACUGAUGGUUCGUCUCCUUCAAGUUUGACUCUGCGCCUAGGAUCUUCGAAGCACGCGUCCGGUGGGCAAAUCGCACGCAUUGCAAACAUUGUGCAGCACCCGAAAUACGACGACAGCACAACAGAUUUCGACUAUUCGCUGUUGGAACUGAAAGACGAACUUACGUUCAGCGAUGAGGUGCAGGCUGUUGCCCUUCCUGAGCAGGAUGAACCGGUAAAGGAUGGAACCAUGACCACCGUCUCUGGUUGGGGUAACACACAGAGUACUGCUGAAUCUAAUGCUGUUCUGCGCGCAGCCAACGUACCGACCGUAAGCCAAAAGGAAUGCGAUCAUGCUUACCAGCAAUUCGGAGGAGUUACUGAUCGCAUGCUGUGCGCCGGAUAUCAGCAGGGUGGAAAGGACGCUUGCCAGGGAGACUCUGGUGGUCCGCUAGUCGCUGACGGAAAGCUGGUUGGUGUUGUUUCGUGGGGUUAUGGAUGCGCUAAGGCUGGCUAUCCAGGAGUAUACUCGCGUGUGGCCAGCGUUCGCGACUGGGUUCGAGAAAACAGUGGAGUUUAAAAUUGUUCUUAUCUGACACCGAAUUGACGAUAUGUGAAUGACCUGAAAUAAAAUAUAAAGCUUAUUGUAAACCUGA